UGAGUACACAAGGUGGACCGUGUCUAUUUCCUGAAGCACAAAUCAGACGCAGCUGAGGCAUUCGAGAGAUACCUUGCCGAAAACCGGGCAAACGGUGCCCCGUCCGAUGUCAUGGUCGUGAGAUCUGACAACGGAGGAGAGUUCUUUGAGGGAGAGUUCGGCAGGGUGUGCCGGAAGUACUGCAUCAAACAGGAGUUCACCCCCGCGCACAGCCCAGAAUACAACGGUGUAGCUGAGAGAGCACUGGGUCUGAUCACGGAUGCAGCACUAGCCGCCUGUAUCCAAGCGCCAACUCUUUACUCCGGAGCACCGAACGACCCCUCCCUUUGGGCCGAGGCCAUAGCUUGGGCAUGCAACGCCCUGAACUGCACCUCCACCACAUCCAACCCAGAGAAGAAAUCGCCGCACGAGAUGUGGCACGGGCACCCUCCCCCGCCAGGGGCGACGCACCCGUUCCUCAAACCUGCCGUAUACAAGGUCAAGCGCACGCAGAAGUCCGAGCCGAAAGCCCAAUAGUGUUUUUACCUCUGCCCGGGAAUCAGCACCAACCGUGAUUGCGUGCGCAUCUUGAACGAAAAAUGCCAAGCGAUCACAACUCACUACUUCACCUGGAGAUCNCAUCCGCCCCCGCGGCCCCCGCCGCCCUGCCCCAGUCGCUGCCUCCCAUCGCAGAGGAGGAAGAGGAAUUCGCGACUGAGGAGGACGAGGUUGGGGAGGGCGCGUCGAACCAAGGUGGAGGGAGGGCGGAGAGAGAACCUGUGGAUGGAGGACCAGGUUUCAACCUUGGCACGACGGCAGCCCCAGGGCCCGCGGGGCCGCCCGCGCGCGCAGCGCCGGCGGCACCGCCGGCCGCGCCCCAGGAGUCGGGCGCGGGCGACGCUGGCGAUGGCGCCCCCUCGAGCAGGGAGGGCGCGAGCGUCGCCCCAUCUACCACGUCGACCGGCACGGCCGAUGUGGGCGGCGGCGAGGACGACCGCCGCAGCAGCAGCAGCCGCGGUAGCGGCGGCAGCGGCGGCAGCGGCGGCGACAGCAGUAGCCGCGGUAGCGGCGGCAGUGGCAGCGACAGCAGCAGCGGUGGCAGCAGCGUCGAUGACGGCGGCAGCGACAGCAGCAGUGGCAGCGACAGCGAGACGGAUCUCCCGGCGCUCCGUGGGCCAGAGGCCCGGCGGCUCGUGGCGAGCCUACCCAUCAGCAGCACGGAGGAGUUCACCCACUGGAUGCUCUCGGCGGUGCUUCACGUGGCAGAAGGGCUAGCGGCAAGAGCGGUGCGAGAGUUGCUGUUCGAGCGCGCGGAGGAGGCCCACGCUGCGCGCCAAGAGCCGGAGGACUUCCUGCUGGGUGCGGUUGUCCUCAUGCUCAACUCGCCAGACGCCUUCGAGACGGCUCUGGCGUCCCACGAGCUAAGUGAAUCCCCCAUAGGCAAGCGUCCGAGUGAUGUAGAAGCCCCACCCAUGACUGUAGCCGGCGUUGCCAAGUCUGUUUACCGAGAGGGGUGGGAACAGGCCAUGAGGGAAGAGUUUGAAGGGCACUUGGGCACGGGGACGUUUUCAUUCGUAGACGGUGCGCCAGAGGGGCGCAGGCCUGUAAGCUCAAAGUGGUGUUUUAGUUGGAAGACCAACAAGGAAGGGAAGAUAGACACGUUCAAAGCGCGUCUGGUUGCUAGGGGGUUUUCGCAAAUCCCGAACGUCGAUUAUUUCCAUUCGUCUUCCCCCUGCCCCUCAUCCGCAUCCAUUAAGCUGAUGCUUGCGGUAGCGAACGAGAAGGGCAUGAACCUCAAUCACUGGGAUGUGAAGCAGGCGUAUACACACGCUACGCUAGACGAGGAGGUUUUUCUGAAGCUCCCCGCUGGGUGCGGGGACAAGUCGCAUGAGAUUGCUAAGGCUGAGCGUGCGAUUUAUGGUCUGAAGCAGAGCGGUAGGCAGUGGGGGUACCACGCUGCUGAUACGCUAGUCGAGAACGGGUUCGAGCAAUGCAAGGCGGACCCGUGUGUUUUCCGCAAGAUGGUAGACGAAGUCGUGGUGAUGAUUAUCGUGAUUUAUGUGGAUGACAUUUUGGUGGCUGGGUCUGACGAGGAUUGCGAGGAGUUGCUUGCUUCUCUCAGCAAGAAGUUUCCCACCAAAAAUCUGGAAGAGUGUCAAUGGUUUGACGGAUGUGCCAUCGAGAGAGAUGUAGAGACUGGGACUCUUAGAAUCUCGCAAACCGCGUACAUCGACAGCAUGGUGAAACGUUUUGAUGUACAAUCGACCUCCCGCAUCCCUGCUUCCCCUGGUGUCGACCUAGGACCGAAGAGAGAUGACGAGAAGGGAGGGGAGUGGCCGGUAAGGGAGGCCAUCGGCAGCAUCAUGUGGGUGUCGACGUUCUCGCGUCCAGACGUCUCGUUCGCCGUACGUGCGGUAGCGCGCCACGCCCACGCCCCGGCGAAGCGGCACUGGGAUGCCAUACAGAAGAUCCUCGGCUACCUGAAAGGGACGAGGGACCUCGGCAUCACCUACCAACGGGGAUCGGGGUUAGGGCUGGCCGUGUACGUAGACGCUAGCUACGCCGACACGGAGGAUAGGCGUUCGGUGUCAGGGUUGGCGACGACGGUCGGAGGUACCGUAGUCAGCCAUGGUAGCAAGACGCAGAGUAUCGUGUCUUUGUCUUCAACGNUCGUGUCUUUGUCUUCGACGGAAGCCGAGUACUUUACUGCCGGGGAGUGCGUCAAGGAGGCGUUGUUUGUGCGUGCUGUGCUUUCGUUUGUUGCCCCAGAGACCAGUGGUAGCAGCAUCCAGGUCCUUGACAACCAGGGGGCCAUGGCGUUGGUGCAGAACCCCCUCAGCUCAGGUCGCACGAAACACAUCGACGUGAGAUUUCAUUUCAUCCGCGUAUUGUUUAGGUCGGGAGAUAUUUCGGUCAAGUUCAUUCCAACAACGGAGCAACACGCGGCCAGGGGAAUGUAG
Ectocarpus sp. CCAP 1310/34 is the source of this 2939-nucleotide messenger RNA. Lineage: Eukaryota; Phaeophyceae; Ectocarpales; Ectocarpaceae. The record is from the annotation of a GenBank genome assembly.